Messenger RNA from Brassica napus (rape), 1364 nucleotides. RefSeq lists its product as uncharacterized. NCBI's taxonomy places the organism in Eukaryota, Viridiplantae, Streptophyta, Magnoliopsida, Brassicales, Brassicaceae. Gene Ontology annotation, biological process: DNA replication; DNA repair; DNA recombination. The coding region runs from base 285 to 1364 and encodes 359 amino acids. The record is from RefSeq and is a predicted model, not a curated record. Gene Ontology annotation, cellular component: nucleus. The transcript is spliced from 7 exons. Gene Ontology annotation, molecular function: DNA binding.
UUGCAAAGUGGGCUUCGUCACACUUUUAUGUCGAAACAUAAAAUACAAAAGAAACUUCGGCGUCUCCGUCGAAGCUUAUCGUCUCUGUCUCUUCAUCUUUUCAUCGCCUCUACCUUUUCGUUUUCUCCGAUCGAAGAGCGAGGAAGCCGAGAGUUAAUCGAGUUUUUACACAAUCAAUACUUCUUUUAUGAUUUCGUUUCACCUCCCCCUUUUCAUCCUUCUUUAUAUAUUGAUCUUUUUAUUUCAUAUAAACCAAAACCCUAGAACCAAUCAAAACUCGAUCCAUGGCGAUGAAACGAAAUGGGAAGUCGCAUGUCUCCUCAGACUCUGAUGAACAAUUCAUGUCCUUCAAGGAUGUCUCUCUAGGUCCCCAUGAAGCUCAGCUACGCUUUCGACUCAUCCAUUUCUGGGAGGCUCGGAACCCGGUGAAGAAGACACUGAUUGGCCUCGAAAUGCUCCUUAUCGACGAACAGGGAACUGUUAUUCAAGGAUUUAUCCCACCUGGACGAAUUAAGAAGUACCUGCCUGAUAUGAAACGUGGAUCGGUUUACAAACUCAUCAACUUCUACGGAUCGAAAAACAAACCGGUGUAUCGGGUUGCUGAUCAUCUCGCAACCGUGUCUUUCACAUGGAAUUCUGAAAUGUCGGCUCUUCACGAGAUUCCCAUCUCGAUUGAUGAAGACCGUUUCAGGUUUCAUUCACACGAAGAUUUUGAAACUAACUGUGAUCUCAAAGGUGACCUCUACGAUGUUGUAGGCCAUAUGAAGCUGGUCGAUGGACAGACCCUGAUUGAGCGUCCCAUCAUUGACGAUGUGAAGAUCGCUACCACUCGGCACAUCAUGAUUCAUGUGCAAUCACAUGAUGGGCCUGUGAUGAAACUCUACCUUUGGGACCAGGCUGCAACAGACUUCAUCAAGAAAUUCAACUCCUGUGAAAACACUCCCACGGUGCUUUUGGUCACAACCGUUAAAACCAAGCGUCUCGGAGGUACCCUUGCCCUGACGUCUAUGUCCUCUACAUGGGUUUUCAUGGACAAUGAUGUCCAACCAACCAGGAAUUAUUUAACAUGGCUGGGCUCUAACCCAGAGAUUGCUAAUCAGGUUAGCGCAGACGUCAUCACUAAGCGUGAGACACUGACUAUAGCAGAUAUAUUCUCCUACAUGAGUCAGGAAUCUGCAAAGGAUGCCUUUUUUGAGUGCACGGCUACGAUUGAUGAUGUUGUGCAUGGCUCUUCUUGGUACUAUAUUGGAUGCAGUGAGUGCCAUUCUAAGGUUACCAAAGGCACAAAUUCGUUGAUUUGUACAAACGCAAAAUGUGCAAAGGUUAACACAACUGGUGUUGCACAGUAUGAUUUCUCUCCUUAG